AUGGCUGAAGUUAAACGGCGAAGGAGGAAGCCCAAGCCUCUGGAGGAGGCCAUACAGUUUUCCCUUCUUAAAAAAGACAAAGAAGGGCUUGAUGGCAGAUUUAUCAAUGAUUCUAAAGGGAGAGGUGUGUUCAGUUGCACUGAGUUUGAUAAGGGAGAUUUCCUGUUGGAAUACAGAGGAGACCUCUUAAGCAAAGAAGAAUGUGAGCGGAGGCAAAGAAUAUAUCACAACGCCCUCAAAGUAUUCUUGUUUGAGUUAUGUUACGAUGGAAAACUCCUCUGUGUUGAUGCUGCCCGAGAUGACGGUUCUCUUGGUAGACUUGUAAAUGAUGACCAUAUUAACCCAAACAGCAAGAUGAAGACUAUCCGUGUGGAUGGAAAACCUCAUCUAUGCUUAUUUGCUAUAAGAAACAUCUGUGCUGGUGAAGAGAUCACAUAUAAUUAUGGUGAUUCUGAGUGGCCAUGGCGAUGCAAGACUCUCCGUGAGGUUGAACCCCCCACUCUUAAAGUGAACUCUCAUUCCCAGUCCAAAGCCAGAGAUGUGCAGAAGUUGACAGUUGUCAGUGAUCAAUCAGUGUUAAUGAAAUCAAGGGUCUGUGUAUCCACCGAAGGACUGGAAAAGGUGACUCCUGAGAAAGACAUAUCAUUGGAAGGUCAAGACUGUGUUGAAAAUGAUGUUGAGAUGAUGCCACCUGUCAAAGAGUACUUGUUAAAUGAGGAGCAGUGCUUUUGUUCACCUACUGAAGGCGUCAAAGAGGUCUGUAAGCAUGACGUGGUCACUUCAGCAAUAUCAAGCAUGGACAGAUGUGCUGAAUGUGUGGGACCUGUUGCGGCACUGAAGUGGAUUGGCCUGAGAUGUAAAUUGUGCUCCAGUUUUUGGCACAAGUCCUGUUAUACAAAGUUUCACAAAUGGACUAGAAAACAGUCAUCACUGAUGAGAUCAGUAUUACAGAUUCUGAUGCCAGUGAUCCUGAUGAGAGCGAGUCUGAGGAUGAUGCUCCUGCUGGAGCUGUAGGUGUCUCCAGUGAUUUUGAUGUUCAGAAGAUGCCCAUCGAGGAAGCCACUGAAUUUUCGAAAGGUACCUGAGGUUAAAUUUGGAACACAACCAUCAUUGUAAGUACAUGUGGUCUCAUAUAGUUGGAGCUUUCUAAUGUAUUAAUUAUUCUGUACAGCGAAUGAGAGUGAGGCAGAAAUUGAAAACCCACGCAGAGGACAAAAAGUGUGCUGGUCGAA
Xyrauchen texanus (razorback sucker) is the source of this 1232-nucleotide messenger RNA. Its product is annotated as inactive histone-lysine N-methyltransferase 2E-like. The transcript is spliced from 11 exons. The coding region runs from base 1 to 1014 and encodes 337 amino acids. NCBI's taxonomy places the organism in Eukaryota, Metazoa, Chordata, Actinopteri, Cypriniformes, Catostomidae. The record is from RefSeq and is a predicted model, not a curated record. Gene Ontology annotation, molecular function: protein binding.